AUGGGGCAUCAGAUGGAAGAGUUUUGCACAGUGGAGAAUUUCCUGCUGUUACACUGUAACACAGAUCUGAAGGGUUUCAAGAUGGCAGUGUGGAUCCAGGCUCAGCAGCUCCAGGGAGAUGCUCUGCACCAGAUGCAGUCGCUCUACGGUCAGCACUUCCCCAUUGAAGUGCGACAUUAUCUGUCCCAGUGGAUCGAGGGCCAGCUUUGGGAUGCCAUAGACCUGGAGAACCCACAGGAAGAGUUCAAGGCUAAACGCCUGCUAGAUAGUCUCAUACAAGAGUUGCAAAACAAGGCUGAGCAUCAGGUUGGAGAGGAUGGCUUCCUCCUCAAAAUCAAACUGGGACACUACGCUAACCAGCUCAAGAGCACGUAUGACCGCUGUCCUAUGGAGCUGGUCCGAUGUAUCAAACACAUCCUCUACACGGAGCAGAGGCUUGUCAGGGAGGCUACCAAUUCGAGCUCUCCAGUGGGCGGGAUCAUGGACAGCAUGUCUCAGAAGUAUCAACAGAUCAAUCAAGCUUUUGAGGAGCUUCGCCUGCUUACCCAAGACACUGAGAAUGACCUCCGCAAGCUCCAGCACAACCAGGAAUAUUUCAUCAUCCAGUACCAAGAGAGCCUUCGCAUCCAGGCUCAGCUGACCAGCCUGGCCACGCUGCCCCCUGCUGACCGUCAGCUACGGGAACCAGCCCUGCUCAGCAAGAGAGCCACUGUGGAAGCAUGGCUGACGAGGGAGGCAAACACACUACAGAAAUAUAGACUGGACCUGGCAGAGAAGCACCAGAAAACGUUGCAGCUGUUGAGGAAGCAGCAGACCAUCAUUCUGGACGAUGAGCUGAUCCAGUGGAAGAGACGGCAGCAGCUGGCAGGCAACGGGGGCCCGCCGGAGGGAGGAUUGGACAUCCUUCAGUCCUGGUGUGAGAAGCUGGCAGAAACAAUUUGGCAAAAUCGGCAGCAGAUUCGAAGAGCGGAGCACCUCAGACAACAGCUGCCCAUCCCAGGACCCAUAGAGGAGCUCCUGAAUGAGCUCAACAGCACCAUCACAGACAUCAUCUCAGCUUUGGUCACCAGCACAUUUAUAAUAGAGAAGCAGCCUCCACAGGUUCUGAAAACCCAAACCAAGUUCGCCGCCACAGUGCGCCUGCUAGUUGGCGGGAAGCUGAACGUGCACAUGAACCCUCCACAAGUCAAAGCCACCAUCAUUAGUGAACAGCAAGCCAAGGCCCUGCUGAAAAAUGAGAACACGAGAAAUGACAGCAGUGGAGAAAUUCUUAACAAUAACUGUGUGAUGGAGUACCAUCAGACUACAGGCACUCUCAGUGCCCACUUCAGGAACAUGUCUUUGAAAAGGAUCAAACGGUCGGACCGUCGAGGAGCAGAAUCGGUCACAGAGGAGAAGUUCACCAUUCUCUUUGAAUCACAGUUUAGUGUUGGAAGUAAUGAGCUUGUCUUUCAAGUGAAGACGCUAUCUCUUCCUGUGGUAGUGAUAGUUCACGGUAGCCAGGACAACAAUGCCACAGCUACUGUUUUGUGGGAUAACGCUUUUGCAGAGCCGGGACGGGUGCCUUUCCUUGUGCCUGAUAAGGUGCUUUGGCCGCAGCUGUGCGAUGCCAUCAACAUGAAGUAUAAGGCGGAGGUGCAGAGCAACCGAUGCCUAUCUGAGGAGAACCUGGUCUUUCUGGCUCAAAAGGCCUUCAGCAGUUCCAGCAACAAUCCUGACGACUACCGGAGCAUGACGAUGACCUGGUCACAGUUUAACAGGGAAAGCUUGCCCGGAAGGAAUUUCACAUUUUGGCAGUGGUUUGACGGAGUGAUGGAACUCACAAAAAAACAUCUAAAGCCACACUGGAAUGAUGGAGCUAUCCUGGGCUUUGUAAACAAGCAGCAAGCUCAAGAUAUGCUGAUGUCCAAACCCAACGGUACCUUCCUCCUGCGCUUCAGCGACUCUGAGAUCGGAGGCAUCACCAUAGCGUGGGUGGCAGAAAAUCCUAAUAAAGCAGGUGAGAGAAUGGUUUGGAACCUCAUGCCCUACACAACCAAAGACUUCUCCAUCCGCUCUCUCGCCGACCGAAUUAGCGAUCUCAACCACCUCCUGUUCCUCUACCCCGACAGACCUAAGGAUGAGGUUUUCUCCAAAUAUUACACCCCGCCACUCUGUAAGCAGUCCUAUGUUUGCACGGGGCGCUUCCACUUUUGGGAUUUGACAUUUCAGUGUCUGUUGCUGAAGGAGUCUGAGCUGUUGGUAAAUUUGUGUUUUGCCUGUGCUUGUUUCUCGUCCAAAGCCAAAGCCGUGGACGGUUACGUGAAACCGCAGAUCAAACAAGUGGUGCCCGAAUUCGCGACAGGCAAUCCAGAUCCAACCAGUGGAAACCCAACGUAUAUGGAUCAAGGUGCCUCGCCGGCACCUGUGAGUCACCCCCACGCUUACGGCAUAUACCCUCCUAUGAGCGACUCUAUGUUGGAUGCCGACGGCGACUUUGACCUGGACGACACCAUGGACGUGGCGAGGCACGUGGAGGAGCUGCUCCGGCGGCCCGUGGAAGGCCAGUGGGGCGGUCAGCAGUCCUGACCCCGGGCGUUCCCGUCCCCCCGCCUCACCAAACGAGUCCCGCCUCCCAAACCGCCCCCCACUCGCAUUGACAUGGUUUAAUUCCAUCCACCUCGCGUUUCUUUCAUAUUGCUAUGAUGUGAAAUCGUUGCUAAUGGUUGUGAUUUUUUUUUCAUUUUUUUUUUUUCAUUUCAGAAUGAGAGCAGGCAUGUCAGUGAUUUAUUAUAGUCCAUAAAUUAUACGUCCAUAAAUCUUAUAGUCCAUAAAUGUUUGUAAAGCAUACCGGGUAUAAUGCAAAACCUCCAAUGUUACAGUAUUGUGAAGCAGAAAAGACAAAGUGUUGAUCAUUCACGUUGCUCAUGCAUUUUGAGUU
This is a messenger RNA of Menidia menidia (Atlantic silverside), 2920 nucleotides long. NCBI's taxonomy places the organism in Eukaryota, Metazoa, Chordata, Actinopteri, Atheriniformes, Atherinopsidae. The record is from the annotation of a GenBank genome assembly.